Molecule: messenger RNA, 2455 nt
Organism: Anthonomus grandis grandis
Lineage: Eukaryota; Metazoa; Arthropoda; Insecta; Coleoptera; Curculionidae
Gene: alpha-Man-Ib
Product: endoplasmic reticulum mannosyl-oligosaccharide 1,2-alpha-mannosidase
Exons: 10
Coding region: 139-1905 (588 amino acids)
Biological process (GO): carbohydrate metabolic process; N-glycan processing
Cellular component (GO): membrane; endoplasmic reticulum
Molecular function (GO): calcium ion binding; mannosyl-oligosaccharide 1,2-alpha-mannosidase activity
Source: RefSeq, a predicted model, not a curated record
UUUAUUCGUGACAGCCACUGCCAGCAGAGUUCAAGGAGGUCAAUGUUUAUUAUAAUUUUACUAAAAAUUGAAGAAUACUCUAUCGAACUACCUUACUCGCUGCUUUAAGAUAAUGAUAGCGGAGGCUUAAGUCUCAAUAUGUUCGGUCGUGGAGACCACGUUUCGCUCCACUUAACUGAAGAAAAAGUACCCCAAAAAAAGAGCAGUUUUAAAUUUAAAAGGCAAUGGAAUCAACUGUCAAAAUGCCAAAAAAGUGUAAUUUACAUGGUUGGUCUGAUUUUCUUGAUUACCACAUUUUACAUUGUGUCAGUAGAGCCCAAAGGUGCAGUAAUAUCAGUUGACAAUGCUUCAAGGAGCCAGUAUGAUAGGCAAACCUUAAUUAAUAUAAGAAAUGAUCCGAGGGAUGUUGCGGAAAAUGCAGUGGAACCCCAUAAUGAAAAUCAAGUACUUGAAGAGCCUCAGGGAGCUCAAAUGAACAAUAAAGUUGACAGUGAACAAGUAGCCGAACCUCCCAAGAAUGUUGUACUCUUUGGAGGGCCUUCAACAGUAAGACAAAAAGCUGUUGUCAAGGCUUUUCAGCAUGCCUGGAAAGGGUACAGGCAAUUUGCAUGGGGUCAUGACCAUCUUAAACCAAUUUCUGAAUCAUAUCAGGAUUGGUUUGGUCUUGGACUCUCAAUCGUUGAUUCCCUUGAUACCAUGUAUAUCAUGCAUCUUACAGAAGAGUAUCAAGAAGCAAGAACAUGGGUGGACAAACACUUGAAUUUUGAUGUAAAUAGGGAUGUGAAUCUAUUUGAAGUCACUAUAAGAGUCUUAGGUGGUCUACUAAGUAUAUAUCAUUUUACAAAAGAUGAUAUGUACCUCCAGAAAGCCACUGACUUAGCUGAUCGUCUUCUACCUUGCUUUGAAAGUGAAUCAGGCAUCCCAUAUUCGGACAUUAAUCUCUUUACCAGAAAAGCACAUGCUCCAAAGUGGUCACCGGACUCUAGUACCUCAGAAGUGACCACAAUUCAAUUGGAAUUUAAAUACUUAAGCUGGGUAACUGAUAAUCCCAAAUAUGAGAAUGUUGUCACAAAAGUGUCCCAGUUAGUACAUAAACUGGAGAAGACUGAUGGACUGGUUCCUAUUUUCAUUAACGCCAACACUGGCCAAUUUAGGGCUUUCGCCACCAUUACUUUGGGGGCAAGAGGUGACAGCUAUUAUGAGUAUUUGUUGAAACAGUGGAUUCAAAGUGAUAAAAGUUUGGACUACCUUAAAAAUGAUUAUGUCGAGAGUAUAGCAGGUGUGGAAAAACACUUAGCAAAGAAGACUGUUCCAAAUGGGUUCCUGUUUAUUGGAGAGUUACUAGGAGGGGCAAGGGAUUUCAAACCAAAAAUGGAUCAUUUGACUUGUUAUUUACCAGGAACUUUAGCUUUAGGUGCACAUAACGGCCUACCAAACUCGCAUUUAAAAAUGGCGGAAGAUUUACUAACCACGUGUUAUCAAACAUACGCACAACAGCCUACCUUUUUAGCUCCAGAGAUUACCUAUUUUAAUAUUCAGGGAGAAAACUCAAAUGAUAUGUAUGUAAAAUCGAAUGAUGCUCACAAUUUACUCAGGCCCGAGUUUAUUGAAAGUUUAUGGUACAUGUACCAGUUCACUGGAAAUACCACCUAUCAAGAUUGGGGGUGGCAGAUAUUUCAGGGUUUUGAAAACUACACAAAAGUGGCAAACGGUUACACUUCAAUCGGAAACGUAAAAAACACCGCUAAUGUCAGACCGAGAGACAUGAUGGAAUCGUUCUUUUUAAGUGAAACUCUGAAAUACCUAUAUUUGCUGUUCAGUGACGAUCCGAAACUAUUAGAUUUAAAGAAAUACGUUAUAAACUCCGAGGCUCAUCCAUUUCCUAUAGGCAGGGGAAACAUUUAGGCUUUAGAUUAUUUUAAUUGUAGCGUCAAUUUUUAGUUCGGUCUCUUAAAUGUAGAUAAUAUCUAGUCAAGUGAAAAGACUUUUGAUAUGAGGGUAUGUGUGUAAGCUUUAAGUCUGUUGUUAUUUUAUAUUUUUUUUUCGAAUAUCUUCAAUGCAACACCGAAUGAUAUAAUACCUUUGUUUAUACCCCAUAAAUACUUAAUUUUAAAGUUAAGAGAUUAGUGUUUAUUUGAUAUAUAUAUAUGUUGUGGACCAGAAAAUUGUGACAAAUGUGAUAAAAAAAGGGUUUCGCGAUUUGCAUUGAUUAUGUUACAAUGUAAAAUUUUUUAUGCUGAUUGUGAGCUAGCAAUAUAUCCCAUUUGUUGGUUCAAUUUUUUAGGUUGCACAAUAUGUAUUUUGAUAUUAUUCGAGUCAUCACAAUUUUUGUAAUGUACGUCUUAAGCCAGUAAACUGUCAUAUUGACAGAAAUUUUGAUCUUUUACCCUGGUUGAUUUUUGAAGUGACUUUUGUUACACUGAUUUUUUGUUUACAAUAAAGAAUCUAGAUAAAA